Messenger RNA from Racocetra fulgida, 1287 nucleotides. Lineage: Eukaryota; Fungi; Glomeromycota; Glomeromycetes; Diversisporales; Gigasporaceae. The record is from the annotation of a GenBank genome assembly.
AUGUUUCAAGAGAGAAAUGGAGCAAUGCUUCAUCCGACGAAUGGCAAUGAAUAUUUUUUUGAUAGAAACGGACGAGCAUUCCAUUACGUAAUGGAAUUCUAUCGUACGGGAGAAAAUGUGUGGCCCGGUGAAGAUACUUUAGAGCAAAGCUACACAUUCGUCUCACAAAAAGAAUUAAUUAGAGAGCUUGAUUACUUUCAAAUUCCUGUAAAGCUAGAUCGAGUACAUAGUGAAAUAAUUCCUGACUCCAAAACUUUGGCAUCUCGAUUAGAUGAGUUUGUCAUCGCAUUGAUUGACAGCAUUUACGAUAUGAGAUUUGAAUUUCUUAAUAAUGUUACAAUUAAUUUUUAUAAUCGAAAAAAGGUUGUCGAAGGAGAUCCAAGUACAAUGUAUUCACUUUGGCCUUACAUUGAAACUGUACAAAGGCGUUUGAAGCCAUUUGAAACAAGUGGGAGUAGAAUGUUGGAUCUUUUUGGUGAUCAGAUUAUUUCAAAGUUAAAUUCUAUAGAGAAUAUUAAAUGCACGAUGAAAAAAUAUGCCUAUGGUACUGAUUUGGUAUUUAGAUUCGAGCAUGAAAAUUCACUGACAAAACCAAUACUUGGAAAAACUCAAAAAAUCUAUUUUGGUAAAACUUAUCAUGCUAGAUUUUUUCCAAAAAGACAUGCUUUUGAAUAUCCAGUUUUAUUUAUCGGUGUCGAUUUGGAAUUGCUUGAGAAAAAUGGCCGAGGAGGAUUUAUCUUUUAUUAUUGCUACGAUAUUAAUAAUACUUUGAAAGUCAUUGUGCUGGAAGUUAAUAACACUUUCGGUGAAAAGCAUUUAUACAUUUUGGAUCAUGAUAGUGAAGCUGAUGAGAUUGAUAUGAGUUUUACUAUAAAACGCGCAUUUCACGUAUCACCUUUUAAUGAUCGAAAAGGCAUAUAUAAAGCAUUCUGUAAAGAUCCUAAAUCAGGGUAUCUUGAUAUGAGACUAGUAAUGUAUACAGAUCCUUCUCAACCAGAUGAUGUAUCUAUUGAAAAUGUCGCCUAUGAGAACUAUGAGAGUAAGACAACAAUGCAACGAUCUAGGAAAAAACUGAUUGCGACAGCAUCUGGUCAUUCUUAUUCACUAAAUCUACUUAGUUUGAUUUAUGCAAUAAUGACAUAUCCAUUAGAGAUUUUCUUAACUAUGCCACGUAUUCUUAAAGAGGCGUAUAAAUUACAUUAUUAUAAAAAUUUGGGAAUAUAUCAUAGACCUAUUCCAGUAGCGGAAACUGUUGUGAAAUUGGAUCCAAAUUUUAUUGAAUUGUAA